AUGUCUACCAAAGUACCUGCUCCCCGAUUCUCUGUCGUCAUUAGGCCUCCUCCGUCUACUUCAUCGUCGCCAGUGCCGUGCAUGAAGAUGUGUCCCACUCCGCCUCUUUGCGUUGCCACCAGCGGCCCAAUUACGGUAUUCGUUCCUGGUGCAUACUGUUUGCUCACCACCACUGGAAAUUGUGUCUUUGUUACCGUCGGAUACUGUCCGUUCGGUAUUGGUGCAUAUUGUGCGUUCGUUAUUGGUGGAUACAAGUUCGGUAUUGGUGGAUAUUGUGCGCUCGCUACUGAUGGAUACUGUGCGUUUCCUGUGUCUAUUUUUUUUUUGGCCCUUCCGUUUCUGCGGGCACUUCACCCUGAUGUUUUCCUUUGCUGUCGGGUGUCUGUUGUCCCUUCUGAACGUCGUCCUGUGCAACCUCGUACCGUGGUUGUCACUUGGGUUGCGUUCCUUUCCUCUUCAACUUCUUCGCUGGGGCCUUCUUAUACCUUCGUUCCCGAUCUCCGCUCUUUUCCGGUCCCCAUUUCCACGUAACCUUCACCCCUAAAUUACGCGACCGCUUUCUUUCAUAUUUCUGGUUUUCUUCUCUUCCUCUCCUGCCUACGCUUUUGCGCUGCACCGUAGUACCACUCAUGCUUCCAUAUACUUCCGAAAUCAGUUCCGCUUUCUUACUCCGUGGAUGUAUAUUAUAUCUACCAAAUCCGUAUUCAACUUUGCCCUCCUUCGUUCUUUCACCCCCUAUAUUCUCC
Molecule: messenger RNA, 746 nt
Organism: Lentinula edodes (shiitake mushroom)
Lineage: Eukaryota; Fungi; Basidiomycota; Agaricomycetes; Agaricales; Omphalotaceae
Exons: 3
Coding region: 1-531 (176 amino acids)
Source: RefSeq, a predicted model, not a curated record